AUGGGCGGACAAGCUUCGAAGUCUUCGGAAACUCAGGUAUUUAUACCCAGAUCCCAAGUAGAUUUUUCAGAAUCACUACUUGCAACGUUAGAAUCCUCGAAGGAAACUGAUUAUACUAGAAGUCAAAUUGCAGAAAGAUACAUCGAGCAGAGAGUCUCAGAUAGAUUGAGCCAAUUAGAAGAAGAUACUUUGAAAAAAUUCGAGACUAAGUUGGAACUUUCAUUGAACUCAAACACUGAAGAUUCUACAAAAGAACCUAUACUCUCUACUAAACUUUUACAAAAUAAAAUUGAAGAAUUAAAUAAAAGAUUAUCACUAUUUGAAAAUAAAGACAGUGAAAAGAAGAUUACAUUGCAAUCAUUAGAUGAUGAUAAAGGUGUAAGAAGAGAAUUGCUGAAAUGUUUGCUAGAUAACUCAGGUAAACCAUUGAAUUGCUACGAUCUAAUACAACAAUUCAAGCAAAAGGUAUCUGAAAGUACACCUUGA
Messenger RNA from Tetrapisispora phaffii CBS 4417, 486 nucleotides. RefSeq names its product Mic19p (gene MIC19). Bases 1 to 486 code for a protein of 161 amino acids. Lineage: Eukaryota; Fungi; Ascomycota; Saccharomycetes; Saccharomycetales; Saccharomycetaceae. The record is from RefSeq and is a predicted model, not a curated record. The transcript has a single exon.